AGAAUUCGUUUAAAAUUAUUUCUUAAUGAUUCGAAUGGAAACUAGGAAUUUGCAACAGAGAAUUUCGGAAGAAACACACUAUGACAUCAUCUAAUUUCGGUUCUGUUGUUGGGCUUGGUGUAGAUCUGAUAUUUUUUGCAAUCUUUUACUCCUGGUACAAGAGAAUUAAUCGUUCGGCUGAUGAAAUAAAGAAAGCACCAUAUCGCCGGCUAGAUGACCAGCUUAUAAAAGACCUGUCAGAGGGGAAAUCCCCAAGUCUGGCAUAUGCCUGUGUUGAAGGAGAAGUUAUGCCAGUGAGUCAAGUGUUGCAUAGUCGACAUGUAGAGGGUCAGAAUGGAGUUAUUCAGCAUAUAACUCUGACUGAACACAAAUCAAAAAGAAUACAGGGUGUUUGGACGGAUAUAAAGAAUGUGAUUCAGGACAAAAUACAGGCAGUACCAUUUUAUCUAAAACGAUGGCUGGGAAAAGAGUCGCAAACAGAAAUUCUGGUUACUGAACCGACUUCUGCUAACUUCCUGUUGGACGACCUCACAAUUACCCAUGAUUCUUUUGAACCGGUUGAAAGAGGUAAUGUGGUUGCACGAGGGAUUGAUCACAUUUUUGGCGAAGUGAACAAAGGCUAUCAUGAGACAGAAAAAAUGUUACUUACGAAUACAUUGAUUCUAGGCAUAGGGGAAAUUGCAUAUAUUGACAACAAAUUACAGCUUUCGCCACCCAAAGAUGGACAAAUGUACAUACUGACAAAAAUGAGCAGAGGUGAAGUUAUUAAAAAACUGGAGACUCGUUCGUUCUGGGUGAAAUUUUUUAUGUUGAGUGCAGGUGCUGUAGGAGUAUCAUUACUAUUACAUAUCUUAUACAAGCAGUUCAAACGAUGGAAAUCGAACAGAAGUCGUGAGCAAUUUAUAUCGGAGGUUAGGAAUUUACGUCUGCGGAAUGAAGAACGAGAGGCAGACGAAAGUAACGAUAGUAAUACAUGUGUUGUGUGUCUCGCAAAUCCCAGAGAGAUAGUAUUGCUGGAUUGUGGUCAUAUAUGUUUGUGUGCCGAGUGUGUCUUGAAUUUGCCAGAACCCCUAACGUGCCCUGUUUGUAGACAAAAUGUUGAUAGAUAUAUUACUACUUAUCACCCAUAACAACAUAGAUAUUUAGUAUUAUUGAAAUUGUUAUGCAAACUAUCAGUGAAAGCAUUAAUUGUUAUGUAGUGAAACACCACUUGCUUGAGCCCCAGGACUCACUCAGACAAUGUGAUAAAUGGCAGUUUUCUUUAUUAUGCCGCAGUAUAUAGCGAUUGAACUGUCCAUUUGUCCAUCAGUCUGUUUUGACCAGAUUGUCUGCAGUCCACAUUAAUGACCCGAUUUAGCUCACAUUCACACUCAACAAUCCUUGUAGCAAGACCUACAAACUGACUUAUAUAUAAAUGACCUUGACCCCUCAUAUGAGCUUCACUUUAAAACUUAAAAACCUUAAUAAACAACAUUUUUGGUCCUACAGCCAACAUAAAUGACCCAUUUUAGUUCAUACUCACACUGAACAAAUCUUGUAGUAAGACCUACAAACUGACCUAUAUACAGAUGACAUUGACCUUCAAAUGAUCUUCACUUAAAACCUCAAAAAACAACAUCUUUGGUCAUACACCCAGGGCAGGAUUUUGCAUUCUGAAAACGCAGCUCCUUGAAUUUUCCAUAUUUGGAUUGCUAAAAACCCAGGAUAGUGGGAGGAUUUUGGUCGUACCUUUAGUAGAUGGUGUUUUACUGUUAAUAUAUAUGCACUACAAGAGCUGCUCAAUGUGCCAACAUUCUCCUCCUUAACUCUGUAUUAUGUAAAGCUGUGGUCUGAAAAAUUGUUUUCCUGAAAUAUGAAAAAUAUGUACUACCUUUUAAACAGUUAUUUUUGAGCCAUAUUUUCGAAAUUGAGGCCAACUUUAUGUUAAAACUUUGCCCCCAGUUUCUAACUUUGUUUGCUAUUCUCGUAACUUUAAAGAGGCCCUUAAAUAACCUUUAUAGUACUGGUUGAACUUAAUUUUUUUUUACAUUUAUGGAAAAUUGUAGCAUAAACUCAAGCUGUUCAUGUGAUAUAGAAACAAGUAGAUAGAUGAUGAUUUUGUAUAUUUCUAAAUUCAUUAUUACAUUUCCAAUUACAAACACAUUAAGUUACAAUGGAACUAGAACAAUGGAACCUGAAAUAUCAGUAUUUUUAGCUCACCUAUCACAAAGUGACAAGGUGAGCUUUUGUGAUCGCUUGGCGUCUGUCGUCCGUCCGUCUGUCCGUCCGUCCUUAAACCUUUGCUUGUGACCACUCUAGAGGUCACAUUUUUCAUGGGAUCUUUAUGAAAGUUAGUCAGAAUGUUCAUCUUGAUGAUAUCUAGAUCAAGUUCGAAACUGGGUCAGGUGUGGUCGAAAACUAGGUCAGUACGUCUAAAAAUAGAAAAACCUUGUGACCUCUCUAGAGGCCAUACUUUUCAAUGGAUCUUCAUGAAAAUUGGUCAGAAUGUUCACCUUGAUGAUAUCUAGAUCAGGUUUGAAACUGGGUCAACUGCGGUCAAAAUCUAGGUCAGUAGGUCUAAAAAUAGAAAAACCUUGUGACCUCUCUAAAGGCCAUACUUUUCAUUGGAUCUUCAUGAAAAUUGGUCAGAAUGUUCACCUUGAUGAUAUCUAGGUCAAUUUUGAAACUGGGUCACGUGCCUUCAAAAACUAGGUCAGUAGGUCAAAUAAUAGAAAAACCUUGUGACCUCUCUAGAGGCCAUAUUUUUCAUGGGAUCUGUAUGAAAGUUGGUCUGAAUGUUCGUCUUGAUGAUAUCUAGGUCAGGUUCGAAACUGGGUCAACUGCGGUCAAAAUCUAGGUCAGUAGGUCUAAAAAUAGAAAAACCUUGUGACCUCUCUAAAGGCCAUACUUUUCAUUGGAUCUUCAUGAAAAUUGGUCAGAAUGUUCACCUUGAUGAUAUCUAGGUCAAUUUUGAAACUGGGUCACGUGCCUUCAAAAACUAGGUCAGUAGGUGAAAUAAUAAAAAAAACUUGUGACCUCUCUUAGAGGCCAUAUUUUUCAUGGGAUCUGUAUGAAAGUUGGUCUGAAUAUUCAUCUUGAUGAUAUCUAGGUCAAGUUCGAAACUGGGUCAGCUGUGGUCAAAAACUAGGACAGUAGGUCUAAAAAUAGAAAAACCUUUUAACCACUCUAGAGGCCGUAUUUUUCAAUGGAUCUUCAUGAAAAUUUGUCUGAAUGUUCACCUUGAUGAUAUCUAGAUAAAAUUUGAAACUGGGUCACAUGUGAUCAAAACUAGGUCAGUAGGUAUAAAAAUAGAAAACCUUGUGACCUCUCUAGAGGCCAUACUCUUCAUGAGAACUUUAUGAAAAUUGGUGAGAAUGUUCACCUUGAUAAUAUCUAGGUCAAGUUCAAAACUGGGUCAUGUGCCUUCAAAAACUAGGUCAUUAGGUCAAAUAAUAGAAAAACCUUGUAACCUCUCUAGAAGUCAUAUUUUUCAAUGGAUCUUCAUGAAAAUUGGGUCAUGUGGAGACAGGUGAGCGAUUCAGGACCAUCAUGGUCCUCUUGUUUCAUAUUGACGUUCAGAUUUUAUAUUAGGUGUGUGAAGUCAUUUGUGAUGUCAGUUUGAUGUUGCCAUGUUCAGAACUGCUAUAAUGAUGAUUUUUUCAAUUUUACUCGGGCUAAAGAACAAACUUGUUAUGUUGUAUCAUCUAUAUCAUAAUUAUAAGUAUAGUAUGUGUAUGUAUGUAUCGAGAAAUAUGCACUUGUUGAAUGUUCUUUUGACCCCCAACAGAAAUUAACCAUUUCACAAUAUUAUAAUUUUUUUUUUUAACAGAUGAAAUGAAUAUAUGAAUACUAAGAUAAAAAUUGAUUUUUUUUACUGGACACUUCAAAGAACAAAUCAAAAAUAAAUCAAAACUUUACAGGGAUAAUCGUUUUAUUUGUUGCAGUGUAAAAUGGAAAAAUAUUGAUAAUUUUACCAAAUGAAUGUCAGUUGCAAUAUUUUCAUGAGUGGCACAGCCGUGAUUGAAAAAUUUUAUUCUGACGUUCACCGGCAAAAUAUAUUUCAGUCUUACUUGUAAAACAAGCAUUUUAUUUUGGCUGUGACUAAAUACAGAGUUGGUGCGCCCGUGAUAUAUUACAGACUCCGGUAUAUACCGGAUUAACUAAAUUUGAACAAAAACACCUUAAAUAUAUUUAUUUUGUAACCAUGGUGAUUCUAACCCUAACCUUUAGUCAGUAUAUUAUGCACAUUAUACACUAAAUGCGUGCGGACAUGCAAAAAAAUGAGAAUUUUUGCCGUAUGUCCAUUUGAUAAUAAUUCCGCGCAUGCGCAGAACAGCUGCACCAACUCUGCAAUGAAAACAUUCUUUUCUUUUAGUUUCAAGACAUUUCAGUGAUUUUUAACCAGUACAGUCAAUUCCACUUAUUUGAAUACUGGUUAUUGGAAUAUUCCACUUAUUUGGAUACAAAGUUAAAACACCAAUCUACUUCCAGUAUAACCUGUUCAACUUUGGCGACAUCACAUGCAAAAUAAAAAAUAAAAGUUGAAUAAUUCUUCGGCAUUUUUUUUUUAGCUCACCUGUCACAAAGUGACAAGGUGAGCUUUUGUGAUCGCGCGGUGUCCGUCGUCCGUCCGUCCGUAAACUUUUGCUUGUGACCACUCUAGAGGUCACAUUUUUCAUGGGAUCUUUAUGAAAGUUGGUCAGAAUGUUCAUCUUAAUGAUAUCUAGGUCAAGUUCGAAACUUGGUCACGUGCCUUCAAAAACUAGGUCAGUAGAUCUAAAAAUAGAAAAACCUUGUGACCUCUAUAGAGGCCAUAUAUUUCAUGAGAUCUUCAUGAAAAUUGGUCAGAAUGUUCAACUUGAUGAUAUCUAGAUCAAGUUCGAAACUGGGUCACGUGCCUUCAAAAACUAGGUCAGUAGGUCUAAAAAUAGAAAAACAUUGUGACCUCUCUAAAGGCCAUACUUGUGAAUGGAUCUCCAUAAAAAUUGGUCAGAAUGUUAACCUUGAUGAUAUCUAGGUCAGUUUUGAAACUGGGUCACAUGCCAUAAAAAACUAGGUCAGUAGGUCAAAUAAUAAAAAAACUUGUGACCUCUCUAGAGGCCAUACUUUUCAUGGGAUCUGUAUGAAAGUUGGUCUAAAUGUUCAUGUUGAUGAUAUCUAGGUCAAGUUUGAAACUGGGUCAACUGCGGUCAAAAACUAGGUCAGUAGGUCUAAAAUUAUUAAAAUCUUUUGACCUCUCUAGAGGCCAUAUUUUUCAACGGAUCUUCAUGAAAAUUGAUCUGAAUGUUCACUUUUAUGAUAUCUGUGUCAGUUUGGAAACUGGGUCACAUGCGGUCAAAAACUAGGCCAGUAGGUAUAAAAAUAGAAAAACCUUGUGACCUCUCUAGAGGCCAUAUUUUUCAUGAGAUCUUCAUGAAAAUUAGUGAGAAUGUUCAACUUGAUGAUAUCUGCAUAAAAUUUAAAACAGGGUCACGUACCUUCGAAAACUAGGUCAAAUAAUAGAAAAACCUUGUGACCUCUCUAGAGACCAUAUUUUUCAAUGGAUCUUCAUGAAAAUUGGUCAGAAUUUUUAUCUUGAUAAUAUCUAGGUCAAGUUCAAAACUGGGUCACAUGAGCUCAAAAACUAGGUCACUAUGUCAAAUAAUAGAAAAAAACGACGUCAUACUCAAAACUGGGUCAUGUGGGAAGAGGUGAGCGAUUCAGGACCAUCAUGGUCCUCUUGUUUUUUUUAAGAUUUUAGUAUGGAAGAAUGCAUAUCUUUAUGAUUUUGUAGAGGUUUAUAUACUUCUAAAAAAAAAUUAUGUAUGUUUUUGAAAGAAUUUCCAAUUAUUGAUAAGCAUUUAAAUGAAAUUCCAUAUCACUGUUCACACUGUUUGAAACAGUGAAAGUUAUAGAAUAUAAUCUUCUGUUAUGGUUCAAUAACCCAAUGAAAAAUAUGAAGUAAAUGAUUUUUUUAUGCCCCCGAAGGGAGGCAUAUAGUUUUUGAACCGUCUGUCGGUCUGUCAGUCUGUCGGUCUGUCAGUCUGUCGGUCUGUCCGCAAUUUUCGUGUCCGGUCCAUAUCUUUGUCAUCGAUGGAUGGAUUUUCAAAUAACUUGGCAUGAAUGUGUACCACAGUAAGACGACGUGCAGUGCGCAAGACCCAGGUCUGUAGCUCAAAGGUCAAGGUCACACUUAGACGUUAAAGGAUAGUGCAUUGAUGGGCAUGUCCGGUCCAUAUCUUUGUCAUCGAUGGAUGGAUUUUCAAAUAACUUGGCAUGAAUGUGUACCACAGUAAGACGACGUGCAGUGCGCAAGACCCAGGUCUGUAGCUCAAAGGUCAAGGUCACACUUAGACGUUAAAGGAUAGUGCAUUGAUGGGCAUGUCCGGUCCAUAUCUUUGUCAUCGAUGGAUGGAUUUUCAAAUAACUUGGCAUGAAUGUGUACCACAGUAAGACGACAUGCAGUGCGCAAGACCCAGGUCCGUAGCUCAAAGGUCAAGGUCACACUUAGACGUUAAAGGAUAGUGCAUUGAUGGGCGUGUCCGGUCCAUAUCUUUGUCAUCGAUGGAUGGAUUUUCAAAUAACUUGGCAUGAAUGUGUACCACAGUAAGACGACAUGCAGUGCGCAAGACCCAGGUCCGAAGCUCAAAGGUCAAGGUCACACUUAGACGUUAAAGAUCAUUUUACAUGAUAGUGCAUUGAUGGGCAUGUCCGGUCCAUAUCUUUGUCAUUUAUGCAUGGAUUUUAAAAUAACUAUGCAUGAAUGUGUGACACAGUAGGACGCUGUGUCGUGCGCAAGACCCAGCUCCGUAGGUCAAAGGUCCUAAACUCUAACAUCGGCCAUAACUAUUCAUUCAAAGUGCCAUCGGGGGCAUGUGUCAUCCUACGGAGACAGCUCUUGUUUUUUCAUUCACAAGAUUGUUAAAUAGAAACUUGUAUGAAAUUCUUUGGAUCACAGUUUCCUUAUACUUUGAACUCACCAGGACUCUGUUUAGGGUGAGUUAUAAGUAUAGGUAGAUUUACUGUUGACCUGUAUCAACAUUGUCUCCUCAUCAGUCCUUCUUUUUCUCAGAAUUUCAUCAAACAUCGUAUGUAGCAUCCUUGCAUGGACAUUUCUGACAUGUGUUCAAAUGGUUCCUAUCCAAGUUAUUUAAAUUUUCCACUCAGCUAAACAGCGAAAACUCUUUAAAUAACAUUUAAUGAACUUUAAAUAGAUGUUCACUGACAGUGGUCAGCAGCAAGGUAGACUAUGGCCCAUUUCAUGACAUGUGUAUAUUAAAUAAGGGAUUAAUUGAAAUGUUUUUUAAAUUUUGAAGAUUUUGGUAUCUGUCUGGAGAAGUGGCAUACUAUAUUUUUAUGUGCAUUUUUAUGUUCAGUUAUUAGUGAUAAUUUAUCAGAUCAUAGUCAUGAGAUUAAUGAAGAUAAUGAAGAUUACUAUGUACUGUUCAAGAUAGAUAACUCUGUCAGUCUUGUAGGGUGUUUAACUGUAUGUUAUCUCCCAUACAACAAAGAUAUUUUGUUCUGUUUGAUUUAGAACUUUUUUAUAACAGUUUUCCAGUUAUAUACAGGAGUCAGUUAACCAUUAUGGACCCGUUUCUGUAAUAACCUGCUCCCCACAAGUAAUGGACAGCUUCUCUGACCAAAUGAAUCAAUAGUGGACAACUGACUUCAUUACGGUGACGGGUCAAAACGGCCCAAAUCCAUGACGGUCCGUCACCAAAACGGCCCAAAACCAAGAUGGCCCAUACCAUGACGGACCAGUUUUCAUUAAUAACCAAGAAUAACCAAGAAUUUCAAAUAAUUCUUUUUAUUUAUGUUUUAUUUAUUUACAUAGCAAAAAUGACAACAAAUUUUAUUAUACAUAUAAUUGGACAACAGGACAGGACAUGAAAAAAACAUCUAUGAAAUGAACAUUAAUUAAUUUUUAAAACAAUUAAAGCAAUUAAAUGCCCAUAAAAGAUAAAAAAAUAUGGAUAGGAAGUACGAAAAUAAGCCAUAUCUUUUUUUUUAACUUUUAUGUCUUAUUUAAAUUUAUUUUAUAUCGUUAUAUAGAUACGAUCAUUAGACACUUAAAAAGCAAAAAUAAAUUAUUUUAUUCUAGCAAUUAAGAAGUGAAUAGCGAUUAUUAAAUCAGAAAAAAUAAUUGUCCCUUAAUAUAAUUUUAUUCUAAAUCAACUAUGAUCUUACAAAUAGCAUCUUUAAUUUGUCAUAACGGUAUAUUACGGUAUAUUUAAUAUAUCUGGGCCGUCCUGGACUGGGCCGGCUUGAUAUGGGCUGUUUUGGAUUUGGGCCGUCCUGACCCGCAUUCCUUCAUUACACAUUGUUACAUCACUAGAUCAUUUUAGAAAGUAUAUAAAGUAUAUUCAAACCUCCAACCCCGUUUUGAAUUCUUUUACUUAACUUGUUGAAUGUCCAGGCCAGGAUUAACUUAUGUCAAAUAGUUUAUAUCUAACAGUAAUGGAUCUGAAGAUAUGUAUGAAUGAUUUCAGACAAAUUGCAUUCUGUCAGAUUGUUGUGUUUGCCAGUGUGUGGAACGGUGUUGAUUCAUAGUCUUGUGUUGAGUGGUUCAGGCCGCUGAAUUUGGAUCACUUGCCCCUCCAUGUUAUGUGUUCAAAACCUCUGCUUGAGUGUAUAAUAUUUUUAUGUGAGGAAGUGACCCAGCUGGCUUAAAAAAGAUAGGUAGUUCUACCCAGGUACCUGCCCAUACCUGAAAUGGUCCCCAGAGGGGCACCUGGAGUCUUCCUCCACUAUAGAAAGUCACCAUAUGGCCCGUAAUAAUGUCAGCCUUGAACCGAACAAAAACAAAACAAAUGAGCCGUGCCAUGAGAAAACCAACAUAGUGGGUUUGCAACCAGCAUGGAUCCAGACCAGCCUGCGCAGUCUGGUCAGGACCCAUGCUGUUUGCUUUUAAAGCCUCGUGCAAUUAGAGAAACUGUUAGUAAACAGCAUGGAUCAGCAGGCUGGUCUGGAUCCAUGCUGGUCGCAAACCCACUAUGUUGGUUUUCUAAUGGCGCGGCUCAAAUGUUAAUUAGCUAAAUGUAAACCUAUAAAUGCUUGCAGUAACAGUUCAUGUCUGGACAGUGUAGCAUUAUAUUUGGUUAGCUAUGAUUUAUUGACAGUUAAGCUUGCACAUCUGUUAAGUUUCACAAAUUUUGAUUGCAUUAUUUCAAGGUUACUGUUUAUUAACAGUACUCAGUCUUGAGGAAAAUAUGAUACAGUGAUAAUUUAAGUAGUGAUAAUGAAUUCAAUACUUGUAAUCUUACGAAAUUUCCGGGAAAUCAGUAGACUUUUAACAUGUUUAUCGUAAUUUACGUGUAAUUAGAUAACCUUGUAACAGACUAAAUUAUUGGCUCAUUGCAAAAUGUUUGUAUCUCGAAUGAAAUAAAAAAAAAUUUACCCCCAUUUUGUAUUUAGUCAAUGAAAUGAGGAUUUUUGGUGCAGUUUGUUUUGAUCUAAGAGUUUUAUCAAGAUAACCAAGACCUUCAGGGUUGUUUUUUUAAGAACAAAAAAAAUUGCUGAGCAUUGUAGGAACACUGAGAUAGCAAGAUUUUAGUCAGAAAAUAUUUUAUCUUUCAGAUAACUCAUUUCUUAAACAGGAAGGUUUACCAGUAUUUUCACCAAUCAGAUUAUUUCCUUAAAAAGAAAACAACAAAAAACGCUGUAUUUUGUUUGCUUUUUUUACUCCACGUACUUAGAAACUCAAAGGGGAGCACCAUGUUAUCUGUGAAGAGUGCUCUUAAAGUGUCUGUGACAAUCUGUGUGAGUUCAUUUUUUCUCUAAAUUACCAUGAAGGGAAGUUGUCAAUCAGUGGCAGGUCAGUGGUUCUACUCGUGCACCAUUUUGUGCAUGAAACUGUGCUUGGAGGGGUAGUUAAAGUCUUGCUCUAAUCCUUCAAAACUGGAAAGUUGAUAAAUGAAUGUGAUUUAACCUUUAGCCUGGUGGCAGCAAGUGAUUUUGCCUUUUCGACCAGUGCAGACCAAGAUCAGCCUGCACAUCCGUGCAGUCUGAUCGUGAUCUGCACUUUUUGCUAUUCAGUCUGACAGUACAUUUUCAGAGAACACCCCUUCGAAUAAUAAAUGGUACUGCCCAAAUUGAAUGAUGGACCAGUCCAUUUAGUAUUCCAGAAGAAUAAUACCUGUUUUGUUUUUAGCUCACCUGUCACAUAGUGACUAGGUGAGCUUUUGUGAUCGCCCUUCGUCUGUCGUCCAUCCAUUCACAAUUUCUUGUGAACAUGAUAGAGACCUCAUUUUGCAAACAGCUUUAAUCAAACUUGCACAAAAGUUGUAUUGGCAUAAUAUCUCGGUUCCUUUCGAAAACUGGCCAGAUGAUUGAUCCCUUCAUGGGUUCCAGAGUAAUGGCCCCUUAAAGGGCCAAAAUUUGCUUUUUUUUGGCUUGUGAACACGAUAGAGACCACAUUUUGCAACCAGCUUUAAACAAACUUGCACACAACUUGUAUUUGCAUAAUAUCUCAGUUCCUUUCGAAAACUGGCCCGAUCCCAUCAUGCGUUCCAGAGUUAUGGCCCCUUAAAGGUCCAAAAUUUGCUAUUUUGGCUUUUGCAGCCAUAUACAUGUAUAAAGACUUCAUUUAUGGUUUGAUUUGAUACAAACUUGCAAAAUAUCUGCAACAACAAUAAAUCUUGGAUUCAAUCAAAGGUUCCGGAGUUAUUUUAUAUCUGAAUACCUACCCUGAUUUUAAUCAAAAUGGAUUUGUAUCAGUAAGUACUUAUAGGACUCAUUUGAAAUUUCAUUAAUGUCAUUAGUUGGACUGAGACAAUCAGGGUAGAUAACUAUGAACUUAUUUUAUGUCAAAUUACCUCCCUUUAUUUCAAAUUAAAAAGGGUAUUUCUCCGUAACUAAUGAAGAUACUGAUCUGAAAUUUCAUUUAUGCCAUCAUAUUGACUUGGACAAUCAGUGAAGAUACAUAUUGACUGAAUUUAUGACAAAUUACCUCCCUUUAUUUUUUAUGUAAAUGAAAAUACCUGGCAGCUUCUAAUGAGAUUGGUUUGAAACGUUAUUUAUGUCUUCCAUGGUAAGAAAUAGUCAUGUUAGAUAACUGAUUGAACAUGUAUCAAUAUGAAUACUUUUCUAAUAUAUUGUUGUAAAGGCUUGUACUCUGUAUCUUCUACAUGCAUUUACCAAUGCAUGAUUACCUCCCAAGAUUUUAUUAAAAAUGGAUUUAUCUCAGUAAGUAUUUAUAGGACUCAUUUGAAAUUUGAUAAUUGUCAUUAGUUGGAGUGAGACAAUCAGGGUAGAUAACUAUGGACAGAUUUUAUGUCCAAUUAUCUCCCUUUGUUUCAAAUUAAAAUGGGUGUAUCUCAGUAACUAAUGAAGAUACUGAUUUGAAAUGUCAUUUAUGCCAUCAGAUGGACUAGGACAAUCAGGGUAGAUAACUUUUGACUGAAUUUAUGACAAAUUACCUCCCAUUAUUUUAUGUAAAUGAAUAUACCUCAGCAGCAUCUAAUGAGAUUGGUUUUAAAUGUUAUUUAAGUCUUCCAGGGUAAGGAAUAGUCAUGCUAGUACAAAAAUGCAGCAUUUGAGCCUAGGACCCUCAAACUUGGUAUGGAGAUUGGCCCUGACUAGUAUGUGACCCAUAGGUCAAAAGGGACUGUUACAAGAAAAUAUUUAUCCUGAUGAUAUUUAAUGUGUAUGCCUAUGUGAUUUAUGUCAAAACUUGAUCUUACCAUAAAGAGCAAUGGUACUCAGGUGAGCGAUAUGGGGGCAUCAUGGCCGUCUUGUUACCAAACAGACCAAUCAGAAAUUGUUGUGAGGAAGCCAUCCAGCUGGCUUACGAAAGGUCGUUGGUUCUACCCAGGUGCCCGCUCGUGAUGAAAUAAUGCACGGAGGAGCACCUGGGGUCUUCCUCCACCAUUAAGGCUGGAAAGUCACCAUAUGACCUAUCAUGUGUUGGUGCGACGUUAAAUAAAAAAAAAAAAAAAAAAGAAAUUGUUGUGAAGUUCUGCUGUGUUGUAUUUUGUGAGAAAUUUUUUGUGUGUGUGUGUGUGUAUAGGUGUGAUUUGCCUGUUAGAUAAUUGCAGCACUAUGAUGACAAUUGUUACCCUGACUUUUUGUACGAAUAAAAUAUUUUGACAUAAAAAAUC
Mercenaria mercenaria is the source of this 12056-nucleotide messenger RNA. Its product is annotated as mitochondrial ubiquitin ligase activator of nfkb 1-like. Lineage: Eukaryota; Metazoa; Mollusca; Bivalvia; Venerida; Veneridae. The record is from RefSeq and is a predicted model, not a curated record. Gene Ontology annotation, biological process: protein ubiquitination; organelle organization. Gene Ontology annotation, molecular function: ubiquitin-protein transferase activity. The coding region runs from base 81 to 1130 and encodes 349 amino acids. The transcript has 3 exons.